CGGCCUGGGCGAGCAUCCAGACCUCGCCAGACUGGAUGGAGUCGGGUCGAAAAUUUCCUCCAAACCACCCAUUCCCACCCGCCAAAAAUUAUCACAACUUACAGCUGACGACAGCUGUUGAUCAUUCCUCAUCUAUCCCAAAUCAAUAAGUCGCCGGCCCGCCUUGGCUGAUCGACUGCACCGGGCAUUUCGCCGAGUCUCGACUGCAAGCAUGAAAGGCGUCAUGCGGCCUCCGCGCGGCCGACCGAGCAAGGUGGCCAAAAUUAGCGCACCCACACGCCGCCCUGGCCGCGGCCAUGUCGUGUCACCCGGUAAGGCCGGCCAGUUCGACGAGAGCGGCAUGGUCGACGAGAUGAACGCCGCCGCGGCCGCCGCGGCCGCUGCUGCCGUCGCCGUCGCCGCCGAGAUGGAUGACGGCGAGGCCGAUGGCCAGAUGGAGGAGGAUGGCGGGGAUGACGACGCCGUCGCCGCCGCCUCGGCCGGCCUCGCGCACACGGAAAACGUCGACCUCAACACCGCCGCCAACAUCCUCACGAAUGGCAGCGUCGGCUCAUCCUCCGGCGUCAUGGCUCUCCAAGAGCAGCACGGCGUCCACGCCCACCAACCACCGGCACCAAUGGGUGGCCCGCAACACCUCGGACCUGGCGAUCACGGUCAUGCCCAUAACAUGGACCCGAGUUUUGUCAAGACUACAGAGGAGCUGUCCCGCGAAUCUGGCUACGAAUCCCUCAACAUCGACAGCGGACUUGCCAAGCGUCUCGCGCGCGAACCGGGGCUGAGGAUCGCCCAGCAGCGGCGGCCUGAGCAGCAGCUCAACCUUGCCCGCAGGAGCAACGUCGAGGCUCUGUUUGCCCACAUCGCCGGCGACUUGGCGCCUACCCCCUGCAAGAACUGCCACAAGGGCCACGGACCUUGGAAUACCUGUGUUGUAGUGGAUGGCCAAAUGUGCGGGAGUUGCGCCAAUUGUUGGUUCAAUGCCAGCGGCGCCCGUUGUAGCUUCCAUGAGACGCGCAACCCCCAGGCUGUGCAUCACCCUUCCUCGCUUCUAGCUGGCGGCAGCGGUGGUUCCCCCCAGGACCACUCGGCUAGCUUUGCCAUGUCACAGCAACUGCCUCUGCCCUCCGCCCCGGCUCACAACUCACUUGCCGCCUCUCUGAAUCUCGGCGGGCCCAUGAGCAACGACCCGGUCGUGCGAUACACCAUUGACAGGGCGAUUGCCGACUUACGCGCUGCCGACCGCAAGACACGCCAGAUCAUGAUGAUCGAGAUCGCCGCCAAGCAGCUAGCCCUGCAAAUAUUGGAGUACGAAGAGUCGGUUGCAGCCGAACAGCAGCAGCAGCAGCAGCAGCAGCAGCCCGGCCCUCCCCAGGGCCAGCAGGACCUAGGAGGUGACGGUGUCUAGGAUCUCAUCGGGUACCCAGUAUAGAAGAAGACAUUUGAGCUCUCUCGCACAUCGCCGGCAUCUAUUGAACGCCGACGAUCUAUGUUUUCCGCCUGCUCUCUGAGUCUACGAAUUCAGGCUUGCCAUCUUGGUAGAGGCGCCACAUCAGAUCCUCGCGGUCGAGAAGCUAUAUCGCGCCGAACCUCUCACUGCGGAUCAAUAUCCAUGCCACAGAACCCACCUCUCCGCUUCUCGUGUCACUCCCCGCUCACAAGGAGUUCUGGGCUUUAUUCCGACGUCCCGGCGAACAUCGGGGCUGUGGGG
Messenger RNA from Phialemonium atrogriseum, 1705 nucleotides. RefSeq lists its product as uncharacterized. The record is from RefSeq and is a predicted model, not a curated record. Bases 212 to 1402 code for a protein of 396 amino acids. Lineage: Eukaryota; Fungi; Ascomycota; Sordariomycetes; Cephalothecales; Cephalothecaceae. The transcript has 2 exons.